AUGGAGAAUGGCACAGAGGGCAAGAACUUCUACAUCCCCCUGAACAACCGGACAGGGCUUGUGAGGAAUCCUUUUGAGUAUCCACAGUAUUAUUUGGCAGAUCCAUGGUUAUUCAAACUGCUGGCUGCCUACAUGUUCAUCCUAAUGUGCUUUGGCUUCCUCAUCAACUUUCUGACACUGUUUGUCACAGCUCAAAACAAGAAGCUCAGGCAACCUCUUAACUUCAUCCUAGUCAACCUGGCUGUGGCCGGACUGAUCAUGGUCUGCUUUGGAUUUACAGUCACCUUUUAUACUUCCCUAGUAGGCUAUUUCGCCUUGGGACCCAUGAGCUGUGCAAUUGAAGGAUUCAUGGCUACACUUGGAGGUCAAGUGUCUCUGUGGUCUCUUGUGGUUCUAGCAGUUGAGAGAUACAUUGUGGUCUGCAAACCCAUGGGCAGUUUCAAAUUUACAGCGACCAAUGCUGCAACAGGUUGUGCAUUCACCUGGAUUAUGGCUUCUACCUGUGCUGUCCCUCCUCUCGUUGGCUGGUCAAGGUUCAUUCCUGAGGGUAUUCAGGUUUCCUGUGGACCUGACUACUACACUCUGGCCCCAGGCUACAACAACGAAUCAUAUGUCCUUUACAUGUUUAGCUGCCACUUCUGUGUUCCCGUUUUCAUCAUCUUCUUCAGUUAUGGAAACUUAGUGUGGAAAGUGAAGGCGGCCGCAGCCCAGCAGCAAGACUCUCUAUCUACCCAAAAGGCAGAGAGAGAAGUGACACGUAUGUGCAUCCUGAUGGUGUUGGGCUUCCUGGUGGCAUGGACUCCAUAUGCCAGCGUUGCUGCCUGGAUCUUCUUCAAUAAGGGAGCUGCGUUCUCAGCUACAACCAUGGCUGUCCCUGCCUUCUUCUCAAAGAGCUCAGCAUUGUUCAAUCCUGUUAUCUAUGUGUUGAUGAACAAACAGUUCCGUAAUUGCAUGCUGAGCACUAUUGGAAUGAGCGGCAUGGUGGAGGAUGAGACCUCAGUAUCAACCAGUAAGACAGAAGUGUCCUCUGCUUCUUAA
This is a messenger RNA of Perca flavescens (yellow perch), 1038 nucleotides long. RefSeq names its product green-sensitive opsin. Gene Ontology annotation, cellular component: membrane. Gene Ontology annotation, molecular function: G protein-coupled receptor activity. NCBI's taxonomy places the organism in Eukaryota, Metazoa, Chordata, Actinopteri, Perciformes, Percidae. The transcript is spliced from 5 exons. The record is from RefSeq and is a predicted model, not a curated record. The coding region runs from base 1 to 1038 and encodes 345 amino acids. Gene Ontology annotation, biological process: visual perception; phototransduction; G protein-coupled receptor signaling pathway.